Choloepus didactylus (southern two-toed sloth) is the source of this 2617-nucleotide messenger RNA. RefSeq names its product pleckstrin homology domain containing O2 (gene PLEKHO2). Bases 190 to 1671 code for a protein of 493 amino acids. The record is from RefSeq and is a predicted model, not a curated record. The transcript has 6 exons. NCBI's taxonomy places the organism in Eukaryota, Metazoa, Chordata, Mammalia, Pilosa, Megalonychidae. Gene Ontology annotation, biological process: macrophage apoptotic process.
CUCCCCCGGCCCCGCCCGCCGGCCCCCGGAAGCCUCUCCCCGCCCCCGGCCCCGGCCCCCCGAAGUUUCUUGGGCCCCGGGCAGCUGGCGGGACAGAGCGCAGGGAGCCGCCGCCCGGCCGGGCGUGGAUGGAGGUGGCGGAGCCCGCGCCGCGCGGGGAGUGAGCGGCGGUACCUCAGCGGACCCGCCAUGGAGGAGGAGGGUGUGAAGGAGGGGGGCGAGAGACCACGGGCAACACGGGUAGCAGACAAAGCUGGCUGGAUCAAGAAGAGCAGUGGGGGCUUCCUUGGUCUCUGGAAAGACCGCUACCUGCUCCUCUGCCAGGCCCAGCUGCUGGUCUACGAGAAUGAGGAUGAGCAGAAGUGUGUGGAGACAGUGGAACUGGGCAGCUAUGAGAAGUGCCAAGACCUUCGUGCUCUCCUCAAGCGGAAACACCGUUUUAUCCUGCUGCGAUCCCCAGGGAACAAGGUCAGUGACAUCAAAUUUCAGGCACCCAGUGGGGAGGAGAAGGACUCCUGGAUCAAAGCCCUCAACGAAGGGAUCAACCGAGGGAAGAACAAGGCCUUUGACGAGGUAAAGGUGGACAAGAGCUGUGCUCUGGAGCAUGUGACACGGGACCGGGUUCGGGGGGGCCAGCGGCGCCGACCGCCUACAAGGGUCCACCUGAAGGAGGUGGCCAACGCAGCUUCUGAUGGGAUUUUACGCCUGGACCUCGAUGUUCCAGACAGCGGGCCGCCGGUGUUUGCCCCCAGCAGUGAUGUCAGUGCAGCCCAGCCCCAGGAGAUGCUCCGACCCCCCAUGCCUCCCAUCAAGCCUUCCCCAGCGCCCAAGACAACCAGCCUUGGUGACAGGGAGGAGACACCUGCAGGGGAGAAAGCUCCAACCCCUGUCUCAGCAAACACUGAGGCCCGCACUGAGGCCCACCCCGAGAGCCAGGAGGACUCAGAGACUCUAAUAGGGGAGGACAGUGACCCCAACAAGGUCCUGAAUGACAGACUGAAGGUGAGCUGGGAGAACCCCAUCCCCGAGGGGCCUCCUGCCCCUGAGGGUAUAGAAGCAUCCCAGUUGCCCUGUUCUGAGACUUCUGAGGCUGCCCCCAAGGAGGGUGGGAAGCCCCCUACACCCCCACCCAAGAUCUUAUCAGAGAAACUGAAAGCCUCCAUGAGUGGGAUGGAGUCUUCUGGGACAGCUCAGAGUCCAGUGGCCCCAGAGGCCUCUACCCCAGGCCCAGCCCAGGUCUCAGUGAAUGGCGUGAAUGACAGCCCUGAGCCUGCGGAGCCCUCCCAGGCCACAGCCACUCCAGGAAUUCCCCAGAAGGAUGCAGUCACAUCCACAGCAAUGCCUCAGUUCCAUCCCCGCUGCUCCUCUCUUGGGGACCUGCUUGGGGAGCGCCCCCAGCAUCCCCGACAGCCCAGGGAACGUCUAUAUCGGGCCCAGCUGGAGGUGAAGGUGGCCUCGGAACAGACAGAGCAACUGUUGAACAAGGUGCUGAGCAGUGAGCCGGCCCCUGUGAACGCUGAGACGUUGCUCAGCCAGGCUGUGGAGCAGCUGAGGCAGGCCACCCAGGUCCUGCAGGAUAUCAGAGAUUUGGGGGGACUGGGCCAGGAAGCACCAGGGCUGAAGGAGAGACGGAAGGAGCUGGCAACUCUCUACAGGAGAAGUGCACCCUAGAGCCUGCCAGGCCAGAGGCACGGUCCCUCCUGGCUGACCCAACGCAUCAAAGCCCAGUUCUGCCAAGAAGUGUGCUUCUGCUCGGGUUGUAGAAGAGCCAUUGGGCAUGUUGGGAUUUGGUCAGGAACUGCCGUUGGCCAGGCCUUUGGGCUCUGAGCUUGGGCUGGAAGCACACACCCAGAACCUAUGUGCUUGCGUGGUUCUCACUGCCCCAGGGCUUUGGUGUAGCACUUGGGGUUUCUGGGGGUGGCAUCAUCUCUGCUCUUUGCCCCCAGUAGUUUACAUUCCUGACUUCUCAAUAGAGCACAGCUGAGCCCCCCUGCAGCCCCUGUCUCCAGAUAUUCCCAGGCAGAAAGCUCUCAAGGCAGAGGCAUCCUCAAAGCCAGUCCCCCUUCCCCACCCUCCUCUUCUACCUGGGAGCUACAGAGGCCCUGGGUCCAGGCUAUAGGUGAGACCUAGAACCCAGCUGGGGCCUCUCAAGGCAGGUGGGAGGCAUCUGUUUGCUGAAGUGGCCCUUCUCUGGGCCUGUUUCCUUUUCUGCAAAAUGAGGAAGUUUUCUGUAGUCCCUUCCCAUCUGGUGAGCUGUGAUUAGAGGGCUUAGAUAUGGAGAAUUCCAAAGUGAAGGAGGAACUUGGUCUAGUCCUUCCCCCUGGAUUAGCUUGUGUCCAGCCUUUUACAUUCCUGAAGAGGUGAACCCCAAAUGGCCCCAACAUCAACUUCAAAGAAACCUAUAUGCAAUUGUCAAAAACCAAACCUCAGAAGAGAAGUCCCCAACUUCUCUGCCUCCCUGGAUGGGUUUUAUGUCUGGGUCUCUCUGGUUCCUCUUCAACCCAAACAGGUCCAAUAUCCCAGUCAUUUCUUCAAAUGUUGAUGAGGGUGCAUUGGGGCCUGAAACCACUUCUCACCCCCCUCCUUCCCCCACCCCUCUGGCUCAGGUCCCAGAUGG